AUGUUUAAAGAAACACAUGACGAUCCACACGGGAGAGAAACCAUUCAGCUGCUCAGUUUCUGCUCUGAGUGUGGGAGGAGAUUUGGCUUCAAGUCACUUCUGAAGACAAACAUGAUGACUCACGCAGGAGAGCAACCUUUCAGCUGCUCUGUCUGUAAGAAAUCUUUUAUACAGAGAGGAGAUUUGCUGAACCACAUGAGAACUCACACAGGAGAAAAACCUUUCAGCUGCUCAGUUUGUAAGAAAGCUUUUUCAUUGUGUGGAAACUUGCGGUCACAUAUGAGAAUCCACACAGGAGAAAAACCUUUCAGCUGCUCUGAGUGUGGUAAAGCUUUCACUGAAAAUGGAACCCUGAAGAAACACAUGAUAACUCACACAGGAGAAAAACCUUUCAGCUGCUCAGUUUGUACUAAGCGAUUUGGCUACAACUCAGCUCUGAAGGAACAUAUGAGAAUCCACACAGGAGAGAAACCUUUCAGCUGCUCUGUCUGUAAGAAAUCUUUUACACACAGUGGAGCUUUAAAGAUGCACAUGAGAAUCCACACAGGAGAGAAACCUUUCAGCUGCUCUGUUUGUAAUAAAUCCUUUAUGCAGGGUCGAGAUUUACAGAAACACAUGAGAAUCCACACAGGAGUGAAACCUUUUAGCUGCUCAGUCUGUAAAAAAUCUUUUACACAGAGUGAAAAUCUACGGUCACACACGAAGAGAAGAACUCACACAGGAGAGAAAAAAUACAGCUGCAGUGUUUGUGACAAAAGAUUUGCCUGGCGUUCUGAUGUCAAAACACAUAAAUGUGUUGGUCCGAUGGAAACAGAAGCUGAUGGAGAGGACUGUAGAGGACCAGAACCAGCAGGAAGUCUGGAACACUUCCGGACUUUUAUUUUGAAGCUCAGCAACCAAUCUGCACCGGAAGCUGUAGUCUUUGCUGCGGCUGACUUCACACUUUGA
Messenger RNA from Perca flavescens (yellow perch), 948 nucleotides. RefSeq names its product gastrula zinc finger protein XlCGF17.1-like. NCBI's taxonomy places the organism in Eukaryota, Metazoa, Chordata, Actinopteri, Perciformes, Percidae. Gene Ontology annotation, molecular function: DNA-binding transcription repressor activity, RNA polymerase II-specific; RNA polymerase II cis-regulatory region sequence-specific DNA binding. Bases 1 to 948 code for a protein of 315 amino acids. Gene Ontology annotation, biological process: regulation of cytokine production; regulation of immune system process; negative regulation of transcription by RNA polymerase II. The record is from RefSeq and is a predicted model, not a curated record. Gene Ontology annotation, cellular component: nucleoplasm. The transcript has 3 exons.